UCCAAACAUUUGUGCGAUUGUUUCCACCUCCAAUCAUGAAGCCUCUUCCCUCGUCAUAGGCUGCGUUCUCCCGUCCACCAACAUCGAGCAGCAGAUGAGGGAGAUCAGGGAGGUGUGUCGGGAUGGGAAGGCCAAGAGGGCCCUUUCUAAUAACAACGGGUCUCCUCAGCCCCGGGCACCAUGUGACCAGACCGUCUUCCCUGUCUACAAGGGCGUCAUGACCUUUGACCUCAGCAAACAGCACAACCUGCUGGUGACCGGAGGGAUGGACAGGGUGCUGCGUCUGUGGAACCCCUACGUCCCUGGGAAGCCCACAGGUGUGUUAAAGGGACACUCUGCUCCCAUCUUCUACCUCUUCAUCUCCUCAGAGGAAAACCGUAUAUUUUCUGUCUCUAUGGACAACACUGCCAAGAUCUGGGAUAUCCAUGACCAAAGCUGCCUCGUCACAGCCCACCCCAAAGCCAGCCUCAUCCGUGGAGACAUGUCUGCAUGCCUGUAUUCUCCUUCCACCAAGGCACUGUACAUCGCAGCAGACUCACUAGCGCUGCUCUCUCUCAGGACCAGCCCCCAGCCCCAGGGACAUCUGAUCGUGUCUCACAUGGAGCCUGUGUUGUGCUGCGGCUAUAGCCACGAGUUCAGACAGGUCGUCAGCUGCACAGAAGGAUCCGUGGUGAAGGUGUGGGAUUUCGACACAGGGAGCCAUGUGUUUGAAUUUGGUGGUGCCCACGGACAAUCUGCCAUUACCUGUAUGACUUUUGACCCCAAGGGAAGGAGACUGGUCACUGGGGGGAGAGAUGGCUUUCUAAAGAUCUGGAACUUUAACAAUGGUCAGUGUCUGAAGAUACUAAAAAAGGAUGGGGAGUCCAGCGAGGUGUGUGACUGCGCCUACCUGACAGUCCACAGAAACACGUAUGUGAUGUCUGUUGGAUGGGACCGCAGGAUUGACAUCUACUCUGAUUCACCAGACGAGCCUCACCACAUCCAGAAGCCUCAGCCCUCAUGGCAAGAUGAUCUGAGGAGGGGCCACAUAGAGGACAUCCUGUGUGUGGCCCAGUGUCCCCCCUCCCUUCUGGCCACCAGCAGCUAUGACGGGGAGGUCAUUGUGUGGAACCUGGUCUCCGGACACAUCCAGUGUCGCUUUGCCAGCCCUCUGCAACCUGACUGCUGCCAUGCCCAAGGGAUGGAUACCUGUGUUCCCAGCAUCAUCUUCCUGAGGAGCCGAGCAUUACAUGCUAAGUUCUCCUCCGCUGCAUGCCUCCUGUCCUCAGGACCCACAGGUUGCAUUAAUUUCUGGAACGUGCUCAACGGUGGGAAAUUAUUGGCCAACUUCGAGGCAUCUAGGUUCCAGCAGCUGAUCACUAAACUGGCAGUGACAAAGGAAGAUACCUCACUGUAUGCGGCUGACCAACUUGGCUAUGUCUAUGUUUAUGACAUAAAGACAUACGCUCUUGGCUCAGAGAGAACCCCACCGAGAGCUGAAAACUACUGGCGUGCCCAUACUGGCAGCAUCACCGGGUUGCAGAUUGUUGACAAUGACCAAGUACUGCUCACCUCGUCUAUAGACUGCACUGUGCGCCUGUGGAGUGCCUACGGAGAGUUCAUAGGGACGUUUGGGCAGCGGGACAAUUGGAGCAUCCACACCCCUUCUCCUGGAAGCAUCCUGCCGUUCCCUAUGAGAUCCUGAUCGACCCUCUGAGCAUGCCAGCUCACCACAUCCUGGAGGGAGAGACCAGAGUGUCCGAUGUCAUUAAC
This is a messenger RNA of Salvelinus sp. IW2-2015, 1752 nucleotides long. NCBI's taxonomy places the organism in Eukaryota, Metazoa, Chordata, Actinopteri, Salmoniformes, Salmonidae. The record is from RefSeq and is a predicted model, not a curated record.